This is a messenger RNA of Fusarium poae, 414 nucleotides long. RefSeq lists its product as uncharacterized. Gene Ontology annotation, biological process: protein folding in endoplasmic reticulum. The transcript has 2 exons. NCBI's taxonomy places the organism in Eukaryota, Fungi, Ascomycota, Sordariomycetes, Hypocreales, Nectriaceae. Bases 1 to 414 code for a protein of 137 amino acids. The record is from RefSeq and is a predicted model, not a curated record. Gene Ontology annotation, cellular component: EMC complex.
AUGACUUGGAUCUCCAAAACCGUGACCGUAACUGGUCUUGUUCUUCUUGCGCACGCGUGCUACUCUGCGCAGGAGCAUUCUGCCAUCUCAUCAGCAGCCGUGCACCAUGGCCAGCCGCAACCGCUCGCAACACACUCCCUUCCAAUCGAUAUCUCCAUCGAAGCCUUGGUAGCAACCCUGGUAGUCGUUUUGGGUCUGGUAAUGGGAACCCCGCAGCUUCGACCGAUCAAGUGGCAUGAGUGGGCUGGGAAGAUUGAGCGUGAAGGAGAGGCUGGUUUUAUGACUGGAGGUGGUGAGGUGGAAAAGGACUACCGUGGGAAUCCCUUCAGUAUUCUUGAGACGCGACCUGGAUUCAUCGAUAUUCGCAAACAACGACGCGAAUUCACGAAGUGGGUUAAGGCUGAGGAGAAGUAA